Molecule: messenger RNA, 1583 nt
Organism: Daldinia loculata
Lineage: Eukaryota; Fungi; Ascomycota; Sordariomycetes; Xylariales; Hypoxylaceae
Product: 37S ribosomal protein S9
Exons: 2
Coding region: 178-1116 (312 amino acids)
Biological process (GO): translation
Cellular component (GO): ribosome; mitochondrial small ribosomal subunit
Molecular function (GO): structural constituent of ribosome; RNA binding
Source: RefSeq, a predicted model, not a curated record
GGAAUAUCUAAUACACCGUCCAAUUGAAUUUGGCCCGGCUUUGCAUUUGAAAAAGUGCUUCAAUUGAUGCAACCAAGUCCCCAUCAGCGUAUCACACCUAUAAUACGCCCAACAUUCCAGCCUAUUGAUCGAUCGAUUUAGUAGGCGCAAGGCCAUGACGAGGAUACGAUAGGUACAAUGUCCUCUCUAAGAUAUGGCCUUCGCUGUCUUAGAGAUCUCCGGGCGACAGCGACCCGACAACCGAGUCUCUCAGCAUCUAUAAAAGCUUGUAUGAGCUCGGAAACACACCGAACAUUCACAACGACUACGGUCCGCCAAGACGAUCCAUUUAGCCGACUAGAGGCGGCUCUGGCACAAAGCCCUGAUGCAGCCGAACUGCAAGUAGCGCAUGUUCGUCCUAUGCCGCUAUCACCUUCCUACUUCUCGCGGCAUACGCAAUUCAACGAUAGUUUCGUCCUCAUUCAGGACCUCGCACGGAAAUACGGGCGACUUCCUUUUCUCCCUCCUGGCCAAGCGCCGCGGGUGGCAUGGAAGACAAAGGAGCAGUACCGUUUGGCAGUUGGUGAAGCAGUGAAAGCAAGAGAUUACGCAGCCUGCAUUGGGCUGGCCAAGAGGUUAAAUCAAAUUCACCCCGAUUUAAUGCCAGAGGAGGUCCAGCAGGGUCUCCGACCGUUCAAACGAGACAUCAACUUCUAUCUCAAUCGAGCGAAACCCAUUCCGAUCGAUAGGUUUGGCAGGUCGCAUGGUGUUGGGAGGAGGAAAUCUUCAGUUGCGCGAGCAUGGCUUGUACAGGGAACAGGGGAAGUUCUCAUUAACGGAAAGACCCUUAAUGAUGCAUUUGGAAGAGUCCACGACCGAGAAAGCGCACUCUGGGGACUAAAGGUAAUGGACAGAAUAGACAAGUACAAUGUCUGGGCUCUUGUAGAGGGUGGUGGAACUACUGGACAGGCCGAAGCGCUUGCAAUGGCUGUUUCCAAGGCCUUGGCCGUUCACGAACCGGCAUUGAAGACGCCCCUUAAAAAAGCCGGUUGUCUCACUCGUGACCCGAGGAAAGUCGAAAGGAAGAAGGCUGGUCAUGUCAAGGCGAGAAAGAUGCCCGCCUGGGUCAAGCGAUAGAACAAGUCAGAUAUGGUAUUUGGCAGUGGGACUCGUGGAUCGCUUUUCUGCGGGACCUUCGAGCAGACGAAUACCUAUCAGCCUUACUGGCACGAGUCUAGGCUACAUCGUGGUCCAUAUUACCCAAAUAGCGGACUAUGUGUACAAGGGUUACUGUAUCAUUAUGUAUCUGCUUCGUAUGUGGAAUGUAUAUGAGAUGCCAACAACAGUAACAGCUAAGACUGAGACGGCUUGUGAUUCGCUCGCCAUUUAGAUCGAAGUUGAUCUUAAGGCUACUUCGUAAAUGAGCCUCGCCAACGCGGCCCCCCUUACUUAUAUUAGUUGACCAAUCAGAGUGCAGAGACGCUGAUUAUACUAAACACGAGUCGAGUAACCGGCUAUUCGGGUUGUGUUAUAUCAUGUAUGACGGGUGGCUGUAGGAUCGGCGUUAUGUCGUGUUUAGACUCCGCGUAAUACAACGACGGUGA